AUGGCAGAAUGUACUACAACUGUAAACAACUUGGUUGAUGCAUAUGAUGAGGUCCAGGAGGAACAGUCUUGGACCAGAGCCAAACUGGUGGACAUGGAGGACAUGUCGCGCCAUAUCAAUGUAAAGCUGCGUGGCAUUCCCGAAUCUGUGAUUCCUGCUGACCUCCACAAAUAUGCAAGUGACCUCAUGCAUGUUAUUUUUCCCAAUGCCACACCACUUAAACCAAAUGCUGCAGUAGACUGUUCAGAAUGUGACCCGCAUGCUCUAUGUGACGGACUCCAUUGUUCCUGCAAGGCCGGCUUCUUUGGGAAUGGAUUCAACUGUUCCGACAUUGAUGAGUGUGCCGAUUCCCGAACACACAACUGCUCUGUUGGCACUUGUGAGAACACUGUUGGCUCUUAUAUCUGCCGCUGUCCGAGGGGUUACAUCCAUUUAAAUGGUUCCUGUGUUCCCAUCACUGAGUGUGAAGAUCCGAGUCUAUAUGGAUGUCAUCCUUUAGCAAAGUGCAUUUACAAUAUUUAUAGAUAUACCUGUGUGUGUCCUGAUGGAUACUAUGGGGGUGGUUCCCUUUGUGAAAUUGAUGAAUGUCAGAGAGGUGAUUGUGGCUUUGGAACGGAGUGUUACAAGAACACUGGCUACUAUUUCUGCUCUGAUCCUUGUGUAAGCCACCGGAUACUCAAUAAUCCCUGGAGAGGCACAAACAACACACUAUCCCCAUUCAAUAAUUGUGAUAAUUACAUGAGUGGGUGGUAUCGGUUUACUGGUAGUGGAGGUGUUCGUUUACCAGAAAACUGUGUACCUGAAAAUAGAUGUGGUACACAGGCUCCAGUGUGGAUGAAUGGAACACAUCCUAUGAUCAGGGACGGCAUUGUAGAUCGCACUGCUUGUGCCCAUUGGUAUGGAGACUGCUGCUAUCGGACAUCAACUAUCCAGGUGAAGGCUUGUCCACAGGGAUACCAUGUGUACAAAUUAUCCUCAAAUCCAGGCUCCUGGUGCUACUCAUCUUAUUGUACAGAUGCUUCAACACAAACAUGUAAAGUGGAUGAGGAAUGGAAGCUGAGGAACAAUCGUUAUGGAUGUUUUUGCAAAAAUCAGUAUAAAGUCACCGAUUUGUCACAGGUGGUUCCUGAUCUGGCCUGCGGAGCUUUCGACAUGAACGCCACCUUCCAUAAAUGUCACUUUAAUGAUCUGAACAUUUACUUCAACAAGACUCAUGUGAGGGACAAUAUCUGCUUCAUCUUCAAGGAUGAUCCUGUCACAAAUUCCUUCUCAAUCCUGGCCCCUAUAAAAGCUGGAGGUUGUGGAGUCCAGUCCUACGAAACAAACGAUACCCACGUCACACAUAAGGCUAAAAUCAUUAUUGACGUGGAGGAACCCGGUGCAAUAAUCCUAAGGAAAAAUACCCUGGAUAUAACCCGGCAGUGUGUCUAUGUGUUGGAUAUGAUAAACAGUCUGAACAUCACUCUGCAUCCUUUCAUCAGCUCUAUAAAUAUCUCAGUUUGGUGGAUAGGAACGUUUGAGGUCAUCAUGGCUCUAUAUCAAAAUAGCGGCUACACGACUCCAUACACAGGAUCAGAGGUUGCCCUCUCCACAGAGCAAUUUUUGUAUGUCGGAGUUUUCUUUCUGGGUGGCCCAUCAAAUCUUGUUUUGCUGAUGAAAAACUGCUACUCCACCCCAACAAAUAAUUCAAAUGACCCCCUGAAAUACUACAUCAUCCAAAACAGCUGUCCUAACUUGCAAGAUGGAACUGUAAGUGUUCUAGAGAACGGUGUCUCCAACAAAGGACGGGUAUCUGUGAAGAUGUUGAAGUUUGUUGGAAUUUAUGACAAAGUGUAUCUACAUUGUACGGUCAGCCUGUGUGAAACAGAUUAUGGAUCCUGUGCACCUGUCUGCUCCAGAUCAGGGAGUCCCAGUGAUGGAAUUGGAGUCCCUAGGAUUAUUGAUUACUCCGGUCCCAUGACAAUUGGACCAAUUAGGCGAUCAGGUUCAAUUCCCACCUCCACUCCUAAACCCAGUUCUCCCACCACCACUAAACCUAUUCCCAUCACCACUCCUAAACCCAGUUCCCCCACUACCACUAGUGCUUCAACACAGACAUGUAAAGCAGACGAGGAAUGGCAGCUGAGGGGCAGUCGAUAUGGAUGCUUUUGCAAAGAUCCGUAUAAGGUGACCGGUAUGUAUGCAAGAAUUUAA
Rana temporaria (common frog) is the source of this 2193-nucleotide messenger RNA. RefSeq names its product uromodulin-like. Gene Ontology annotation, cellular component: cell surface; apical plasma membrane. The record is from RefSeq and is a predicted model, not a curated record. Gene Ontology annotation, molecular function: calcium ion binding. The coding region runs from base 1 to 2193 and encodes 730 amino acids. Lineage: Eukaryota; Metazoa; Chordata; Amphibia; Anura; Ranidae. The transcript is spliced from 13 exons. Gene Ontology annotation, biological process: neutrophil migration.